This is a messenger RNA of Rhea pennata, 2892 nucleotides long. It is a transcript of the gene TMUB2, whose product is annotated as transmembrane and ubiquitin like domain containing 2. The record is from RefSeq and is a predicted model, not a curated record. The coding region runs from base 1016 to 1915 and encodes 299 amino acids. Gene Ontology annotation, molecular function: protein binding. The transcript has 4 exons. NCBI's taxonomy places the organism in Eukaryota, Metazoa, Chordata, Aves, Rheiformes, Rheidae.
CUGCCGCUGUCCCCGGCGUGCCGAAGCACCCGCAGGCCCCCGCAGCCUGUCUGAAGGGUGUCUCCUCCUCCCGGUGGAUGAGGGCUCCCUCCAAAAUGGGGGGGGGAUCCAAAACGACAUCCCCCCCCCGCCUUCCUUCCUCCUGCUGGAGCUGCCCCCCCCCCCAUCCAAAAGCACAUCUCGCGCCAUCCAUCGGCAGCUUCGCUCAGGCUCCAGCACCCCCGGGCCCCUCUGCGUCAGGGUUCAGCUCUGCCCGCCUGAGGCCCUGCCCCUCCGCCUGCUGCCAGGCUUCAUCUCCCCGCCGGGGUUUACGGCCUUUUCCCAGUUCCCUGCUGCUGCCAGGCUUGAUCCCCCCCCCCCCCCCGCCCAGGGGCUUGGCGGAGACCCCAGCUCCGGGCCCUGCCGCGGGCCCCGGGACUCGCGCCGUGCUGGGCUGACGCCCUGCGGGGGCAGCCCUGGGGCUCCCGCCGAGGCAAGGGGCCUGACGGCUGCCGCCCUGCGGGCGCGGGGGCCCCUCGCUGCGCGGGGUCCAUCUUCCCGUCUCCCCGGGGCUUUGGAGCCCCACUCAUUGGAGGAGGGGGACCGGCUCAACGCGAGCCGGGCGCUCCUGGCUUUCCGUGGGAGGAGGCAGCCAGGGCGAGGACACGGUCCCCUGCGAGCAUGCCGCGCCGCCCCGACCUAGCGAGGGCGGGGGUUUUCUUGGCAGGUCCUAGCAGGGCGCGAUAAGGGGCAGAGCGGACAUUAACCAGGCUCUGAGCCCCACGUGCCUGGGAGGGACGACGCAGCGGUGCCGUUCCGGUCCGUGUUUCCUGCCGGAGAGGAGAGGAGCGAGGGCCCGGGCCCGGUGCGGUGGCGCUGAGCAGCUUCGCCUCUCCAAGGAGCCCGCUGGCAUCGCCGCCGGGUUUAAGCAAGGGGCCUGAUUGGGUAGGAGCGCGGCGCAGUCAGCCUGCUCUCCGUGCGAUUCGGUCAGCAGCCGCACGUUCACAUCGGCAGAGCUCCUGCGAGAAGCCCGAAGAUGGAGCCCCCCGACGUGACCAUCAUCAGAGGAGUGGGGGACGAGGUGACGGUGGUGGCCGGCGUUGUGGUCCUGGCACUGGCUCUGGUUUUGGCUUGGCUGUCUACGUACGUUGCUGACAGCAGCAACCAGCUCUUGGGAACUAUCGUGGCCACAGGGGACGCGGCCGUGAUAAGGCUCAGCCACGUCGAACGGUAUGUGGGUGCGGCGGGGGUGACCGAGCCCCCCGAACCCGCGAGGGUCCCCGAAACCACGGAAGAAAAAGCAGAAGAGGAAGCGGGGGCUACAUCCGACUCGGGCCCGGUGCUGGAGCAGGGGGACGGUAGCAGCCCCUCCGACUCCAGCCUUGACCGGCUGUUGGACAUCCAGAGCUUGCCCAAAAGGACAUCAGGCAGCGAGCCCAGUGCUCGGGACAGCCGCAGGCCGCCUGCCCCGGAGGAGAGCGACCUGUGCGCCGGCUUCAUCAAGAUCCGGCUCAAGUUCCUCAACGACACGGAGGAGGUGGCUGUAGUGAGGCCCGAGGAUACCGUGGGCGUCCUCAAGAGCAAAUACUUCCCAGGCCGGGAGAGCCAGAUGAAGUUCAUCUAUCGCGGCCAGCUCCUGCGGGACCAGGCGCGGACGCUGCGCUCUCUCAACAUCACAGACAACUGCGUCAUCCACUGCCAUCUCUCCCAGAGCACCGCUGCCGCCCUGCCCGACCCCGCCGCCGCGCCGCCCGAAGCGAGCGGCGUGACCGUCAGCGUGGGCAACCUGAUGAUCCCGGCGAUCAUGGUGAUGCUGGCCGUCAUCUGGUACUUCCGCAUCAACUACCGGCAGUUCUUCACCGCGCCGGCCACCGUCUCCUUGAUCGGCGUGACCGUUUUCUUCAGCUUCCUGGCGUUUGGGAUGUACGGCCAGUAGGAAACGGACGGGAGGCGUGAAGAGGGGCUCGGGGAGGCGAGCCGGCCUCCCUCCCCGCCUGGCCCUUUGGGGACGCAGCACUCGUGUCAGGGCUCUUCCUAACCUGCCACAAGCGACGCUGGAGACCGGCAGCCGGGGCUGAGCGGCCUCCCGCUCCCUAGGCGCCAAGGACAGCGAACGGCCGGCGGGGCAGAAGCGAGGCCUGAGCUCAGCGCGUCCUUUCCUGCCUCGCUGUUGCUGCACCCAACUGUGUCCCCUUGCCAGCAGGAGCAACCGGGCCAUGCUGCCUCCAGCCGCUCCGACUUGCUUUCUUGCACCCUCCUGGCCCAAGGCAUCCCCACGCGUGCUGGCACCGCUGCCGUGGGAGGGGAGGGGGGCCUGGGCAGACGAUGACUCCUAUUCCCCACGUUACCUGCUCCGAGGAGCGGGCAGGGCAGGUGGAAACGAACCGGUCUUGCUCAGCCAGACGUGGUUGCUGCUGUCCUUCGCUCCUCUCCCGACGAGCGGCGGCUUUGCACGCUCGGGCUCGCUUCCGCGGCGCGUCGGCCAAGGCAGCACGCUGCGCCCGGCAGCGGUCGCGCGCAGCCCUGCCUCUCCCGGCAGCUCCUGCCCGAGGUGCCGCCGCCGCAGCCUUGCGCGCUCGCUCAGGCCGGCAUCGCGCCCUGCAUGCACUUUUGGGCCAGCUUGUGCCUGUCCCCUUCUCCGGGGCAGAAUCGUGGCUGCUGAUCUAAUGGUGCAUCAAGUACAACCACUGCUUCUGCCCCUGGAGAUCAGGGGACUCUGCAGCCCCGCACCAGAACAGGCUACAACUUCUCAAAGACACUUUUUAAAGCAAAUAAAAGGUGCAACUUUAGCUGAGGCCAUUCCAAACGCUCUCCUUGCUGCUUGAGGGAGCAUCUGCCUAUCAAAACCAUGGAUCGCUUCGAAACAUUUUUAUGCUCUUUGCACUUUUAAGAAGUAUACGUUUAUAAACGCAA